Messenger RNA from Phycomyces blakesleeanus NRRL 1555(-), 888 nucleotides. RefSeq names its product ATP synthase F1 subcomplex gamma subunit ATP3 (gene ATP3). Gene Ontology annotation, biological process: proton motive force-driven ATP synthesis. Gene Ontology annotation, molecular function: proton-transporting ATP synthase activity, rotational mechanism. The transcript is spliced from 4 exons. NCBI's taxonomy places the organism in Eukaryota, Fungi, Mucoromycota, Mucoromycetes, Mucorales, Phycomycetaceae. The record is from RefSeq and is a predicted model, not a curated record. The coding region runs from base 1 to 804 and encodes 267 amino acids.
AUGGCCACUCUGAGAGAAAUUCAGCAGCGUCUUCGUUCCGUCCAGAACAUUGAAAAGAUCACAAAGUCUAUGAAGAUGAUUGCCUCUACCAAGGUUGCCAAGGCUCAGCGUAACAUGGAUACUGCCCGCGCCUUUGGUGUUGCAUCCAACUCUCUUUUCCAGAGUGCCGAGACCAAAGCUACCGAUGGAGGCGUUGAAUUGAUUGUUGCCUCUUCAUCUGACCGUGGUCUGUGCGGUGGUAUCCAUUCUAGUGUCUCCAAGGCCACCCGUCGUGCAGUCGAAGCUAACCCCGAAGGCCGUGUUGUUGUUUUGGGUGACAAGCCCAAAGCACAAUUGUCCCGUGCUGUGCGCUCCAACAUCACCCUUUCGUUCAACCAGAUCGGCAAGGCUGUUCCUACCUUCACCGAGGCCAGUUCAAUUGUUGAUGUAAUCAAGGCUGACGGCAUCGAGUUUGACUCUGCCAAGAUCGUUUACAACAAGUUCUUGUCUGCCAUUUCCUACGAAGCUGAUUCAAUCACUGUCUACUCUGACAACGCAUUCAAGGCCUCGCCCAACUUCGCUGUUUAUGAGAUCGAAGAUGAUGUUCUUGCUAACCUCCAGGAGUUCAACUUUGCAAACUCUAUCUACUGGGCUAUGGUUGAGGGACAUGCUGCCGAGAUGUCCGCCAAGCGUGCUGCUAUGGAGAACGCUACCAAAAACGCCGGAGAGAUGAUCACAAAGCUCACCAUGACCUACAACCGUGGUCGCCAGGCUGUCAUUACCAACGAAUUGAUUGAUAUUAUUACUGGUGCAUCUGCUCUUUAGAUAUUAUUUGUGUAAUUAUGAUAAUUAAUUUAAGAAAAUAAAAAGUAAAAGUAAAAAAUAAAAAUAAAAAAAAAUAAAAGUAGU